Dothidotthia symphoricarpi CBS 119687 is the source of this 1837-nucleotide messenger RNA. Its product is annotated as amino acid transporter. NCBI's taxonomy places the organism in Eukaryota, Fungi, Ascomycota, Dothideomycetes, Pleosporales, Dothidotthiaceae. Gene Ontology annotation, biological process: transmembrane transport; amino acid transport. The coding region runs from base 143 to 1807 and encodes 554 amino acids. Gene Ontology annotation, cellular component: membrane. The transcript is spliced from 5 exons. Gene Ontology annotation, molecular function: transmembrane transporter activity. The record is from RefSeq and is a predicted model, not a curated record.
AUUGAGAGGCGCGAGUGGAUAGUUUACUGCAGCAUUCAAAAGCGUGGGCCCGCGCUCCGGAUUGUCGCAACGCCCAGCUUCGCGACUCCAAAGGACUUUUUCUCUCUCCGGCCACUCCCGUCAAGACGAGACCUCGCCCCUCAUGGCUGAAUACCGCUAUGGCACGCAGUCCGAUGCGUUUGCGGCCGAGAAUGACCUGCACCACGCUCCCAGUCACGAGAAAAAGAGCAGGAAACUGAGCAUAGGGAGGGAUCCCUCGAGCGAAGACCCGAACGAUGCCGACGACGUCCUGGCCGCCAUGGGCUACAAGUCUGAGCUGGUGCGAUCACGGUCAACGCUGCAGGUGGCCUUCAUGUCAUUCGUCUUAGCGUCCAUACCGUACGGUCUAGCCACAACUCUGUACUACCCUGUAGUCUGUGGUGGGCCCACCAACAUCAUCUGGGGUUGGCUCGGUGUGUCCUGCAUCAUCGUCUGUGUUGCUGCAUCCCUGGGUGAGAUCACGAGCGUCUUCCCGACAAGCGGCGGUGUUUACUACCAGACGUUCAUGCUGGCGCCGCCGUCUUAUCGAAAAAUCGCAUCCUGGAUCUGCGGGUGGUCUUUCGUAGUUGGCAACAUAACCAUCACCCUCUCGGUCAAUUUCGCUACCUCGCUCUUUCUCGUGGCUUGCAUCAACGUCUUCGAAAGCUCACCUGGCGUCGGCAUCCUCUCCGGUGAACCCUACCAAAUCUACCUGAUCUUCCUUGGUAUCACGCUCAUUUGCAAUCUUGUGUCCUCCCUUGGAAACAAAUGGCUGCCAUGGCUCGAUACUUUUGCCAUCUUCUGGACUUUUGCCGGUGUCAUCGCCAUCAUUGUGUGUGUGCUAGCCAUUGCGAAAAACGGCCGCCAUAGCGCCACUUACGUCUUCACCGAGUUCGAUGCCUCUAACUCUGGAUGGGUACCUGGAUGGUCUUUCUGUGUUGGGUUACUCCACGCAGCCUAUGCGACCUCGUCGACUGGAAUGAUCAUCUCGAUGUGUGAAGAGGUUGAACACCCUGCGACACAGGUUCCCAAGGCCAUGGUCGCCACAGUUGUGCUCAACACUAUCUGCGGCCUUGUGUUCCUCAUUCCUCUUGUCUUCGUCUUGCCCGACCAAGCGAUGCUCGCGGGUCUUCUCUCAGGCCAACCGACCCCAGUCAUCAUCAGGGAUGCCGUCGGUUCCCCGGGUGCAGCGAUCGGUCUGCUCGCCCCGCUCCUCGUUCUCGGAUUCUUCUGCGGUAUUGGAUGCACGACUGCUGCGUCCCGAGCCACUUGGGCGUUUGCUCGCGAUGGUGCUAUCCCAGGGUACAAGCUGUGGAAGGUCAUCAACACGAAGCUCGAUGUUCCUCUGAAUGCCAUGAUGCUCAGCAUGGUCGUCCAGCUUCUGCUUGGUCUCCUCUACUUCGGAGCCGCCGCUGCUUUCAACGCUUUCUCCGGUGUCGGCGUCAUUUGCCUGACUGUGAGCUACGCUAUUCCAAUCAUUGUUUCCUUGAUUGGCGGACGCAAGCAGGUCAAGACGGGUAGCUUCCAUCUCGGAGCUCUGGGAACCUUCUGCAACGUCAUUGCCAUUGCCUGGUCUCUCCUCGCCACACCCCUUUUCUCCAUGCCGACUUAUCUUCCUGUCACUCCUACGUCAAUGAACUACGCCUCUGUGGUUUUCGCAGCUUUCUUCCUCAUCGCCACCGUGUGGUACUUCGUCUGGGGCAAGAAGAACUACGAGGGUCCUCCCACGCAUGAGGAUGCCGUUCUGGUAGCCAGGAGAGCCAGCACGAUCAGUGCUCGAAGCAAAUAAGCAACAUAUCCGCGUUUUGUAUAUGCAGGU